UUUCUCUGCUGACAAUUUUGCAGCCGUAUACAAGUGAGGCUGGGAGAGUACAACAUUGAUGUGCAGGAAGACAGUGAAGUAGUCCGGAGUUCUUCAGUAAUCAUUCGCCAUCCGAAGUACAGUUCAAGAACCCUUGAUAAUGACAUCAUGUUGAUCAAGCUGGCAUCUGCCGUGGACUACAGUGCCGACGUUCAGCCCAUAGUCCUGCCCACCUCUUGUGCCAAGGCGGGGACCGAGUGCCUGAUUUCGGGGUGGGGAAACACACUGAGCAGUGGCACCAAUUACCCUGAACUUCUCCAGUGCCUGAAAGCGCCAAUUCUGACUGACCAAGAGUGCCAAGAUGCUUACCCGGGUAAAAUCACCAGCAACAUGAUCUGCGUAGGAUUCCUGCAGGGUGGGAAAGAUUCAUGCCAGGGUGACUCAGGUGGACCAGUUGUGUGCAACGGAGAACUCCAGGGCAUUGUGUCAUGGGGAAUUGGGUGUGCUCUGAAAGGUUAUCCCGGUGUCUACACCAAGGUCUGCAAUUAUGUCGACUGGAUCCAAGAGACCAUUGCAGCCCAGUGAUGCCUUGACAACCACCUGGCUCCUUGGCCACUUCCCUCCCGCCCUAACACUCUCCUUAAGAAGACAACAGCACAAAUAAAAAUCU
Molecule: messenger RNA, 649 nt
Organism: Oxyura jamaicensis (ruddy duck)
Lineage: Eukaryota; Metazoa; Chordata; Aves; Anseriformes; Anatidae
Product: trypsin II-P29
Exons: 3
Coding region: 148-564 (138 amino acids)
Biological process (GO): proteolysis
Molecular function (GO): serine-type endopeptidase activity
Source: RefSeq, a predicted model, not a curated record